UUCCUAGCAAUAUUACGUUGGCCGUGUAUUGUAGUCCAAAAUCCAAAUUGAGCAAACAGGCUCUUUUCCUCUCGCACGCUUCGAUUAAUUCAAUCAUGGUGGCCUCGUCAUCGACGGCGACAUCAUCCUCCGACACUUCAUCGACGAUGUCGUCUUCUUCGUCGGACAGAGAUGAUCGCCGCCACCGUCGCCGCCGCAGCAGCAGCAACCGCCAUCGUGAGAGCCAUAAGAUCCGGAAAUCCAAAUCUCAUUCCAAGUCAAAACGACGUCGUCGUCGUCGUCACUCUUCCUCUGAUUCUCACUCCUCUUAUUCCUCCGACGAUUAUAGUAGCUCUUCAGAAAGUGAGCGUGAAACUUCCAGUCGUUCAAGGAAACGCAAGCAUGAUGAUAAGACAAAGAAGAGCAAGGGGAAGGACAAGGAAAAGAGCCACAGCCAUAAACGUCACAAGCACAAGAAAGAGAUAGAGCAGGAUGAACGACGGAGUAGCGGCCCUGUGCAGCUGUCUAAGUUUUUAGGGCGAGACAAAGAUGACGGUGUUCGUCGCAGUGUGGUAUCUGGCAAAAAGAUAAAAAUGAAGCUUGAAAAAUCAAAGGAAGAUAAGUAUGCAGAGAAUAAGCGUAAUGAGUUACUAAAGUUUCUAAAUGCCAAUUAUGAUUGAAUACUUUGGGGAUUCUUUGAGGGCCAAAUUAAACCCCAUUUUGAAGCAUGCAAGCCAGACAGGUUUCGACGUUUUGUGGGAAUACUCAAGGUUGUGAGCUCCUUGCGUAUGCAUGUAAUUGCAUCAUGCUUUCUGUUUGGUGUUCUCAAGUGCGUAAGCUUAGGCUUGUCUUUGGGCUAGUAUAAUGUACUAUUUGUUAUUUGUCAGAUAGAAGUUCUCUCUUACAAGUACUAGUGGGAAGGAUUUUGGAUUUUGAUGCGAUGUAGCGCAAAUAUUUUUUUUUAAAUAAUUGUAUUAUGUGGAUUUUAUCUGUGCUUUUGAGGUAAUUUGUAAUAUUAGGGAAUUUAAUUUCCUUGUUUUUAUUCAAGUUUCUAUUGGAUUUUCUUCAA
Molecule: messenger RNA, 1048 nt
Organism: Beta vulgaris subsp. vulgaris (sugar beet)
Lineage: Eukaryota; Viridiplantae; Streptophyta; Magnoliopsida; Caryophyllales; Amaranthaceae
Exons: 6
Coding region: 96-659 (187 amino acids)
Source: RefSeq, a predicted model, not a curated record